This is a messenger RNA of Molossus molossus (Pallas's mastiff bat), 3253 nucleotides long. RefSeq names its product phosphatidylinositol glycan anchor biosynthesis class N (gene PIGN). Gene Ontology annotation, molecular function: mannose-ethanolamine phosphotransferase activity. The transcript is spliced from 30 exons. Lineage: Eukaryota; Metazoa; Chordata; Mammalia; Chiroptera; Molossidae. Gene Ontology annotation, biological process: GPI anchor biosynthetic process. Gene Ontology annotation, cellular component: endoplasmic reticulum membrane. Bases 285 to 3110 code for a protein of 941 amino acids. The record is from RefSeq and is a predicted model, not a curated record.
CCUUUCAGGGAGCAGAGGAUACUCUGCCAGAGUUGGAUCCUGCCUUCGCGCUGAGGAGGCCUCAUUCCCGGAUCAGGCUUGACCGGGCUAAGCCCCAGAGAGUUCUAAGAAGUUGGAUGUAGAAGUUCUUCAUAAUUGACUUCUUGUACAAAUCUAGUUUCCUGAUUCUACUUUAUAUUCUGUAAUCAUGGACUUGUUUAUGUGACCUUCCAUGCUCAUAACAAAUCAACUGGCCAGUCUUCUCCCUUUUCUUGAAGAUUAAUUAGUUACACUGGAUAUGCGAUAUGCUGCUCUUCUUUAUUGUGGGAUUGCUCGUACAUUUUGUGUUCUUUGCCUCCAUCUUUGACAUUUAUUUUACAUCUCCUUUGGUUCAUGGGAUGGCUCCUCAGUUUCCGCCAUUGCCCGCUCCAGCAAGAAGACUAGUGCUCAUUGUUGCUGAUGGGCUGCGGGCAGAUGCCCUUUAUAAAGUUGAUGAAAAUAGAAAUUCUAGAGCACCAUUUAUUAGGAAUAUCAUAAUGCAUGAAGGCAGCUGGGGGAUAUCUCAUACACAUGUGCCAACAGAAUCUCGGCCGGGUCAUGUAGCCCUGAUAGCUGGGUUUUAUGAAGAUGUUAGUGCAGUUGCCAAAGGAUGGAAAGAAAAUCCUGUAGAAUUUGAUUCUCUUAUCAAUGAAAGCAAGUACACAUGGAGCUGGGGAAGCCCAGAUAUCUUGAAUAUGUUUGCCAAAAGUGUAGGAAACCAUGUUUUUGCAUAUAGUUAUGAUGCUAACAAUGAGGAUUUUGGUGCCCAGGAUGUUACAAAACUGGAUACAUGGGUUUUUGAUCGUGUUAAGGACUUCUUUCAUGCUGCUAGAAACAACCAGUCUUUGUUUUCUAAACUAAAUGAAGAAAAAAUCGUUUUUUUCUUACAUCUAUUAGGAAUAGAUACAAACGGACAUGCCCACCGACCAACAUCGAGGGAAUAUGAGGACAAUAUUAAAAUAGUUGAUAAUGGAAUUAAAGAAAUUGUGGCCCUGAUUAAAGAGUUUUAUGGAAAUGAUGAGAAAACGGCAUUUGUCUUUACCUCUGACCACGGAAUGACAGACUGGGGUUCCCAUGGGGCUGGUCAUCCUUCAGAGACCUAUACUCCUUUUGUCACUUGGGGAGCUGGAAUCAAGUACCCCCAAAAAGUACCAGCUCAACAGUUUAAUGAUGCAUAUUUGAAAGAAUGGAAAUUGGAGUACUGGAAGAGGCAAGAUAUCAAUCAGGCUGAUAUUGCACCAUUGAUGGCUUCUCUCAUCGGAGUUCCCUUUCCCCUCAAUUCAGUGGGAAUCCUUCCUGUGGAUUAUCUUAACAACACUGAUGUCUUCAAAGCAGAGAGCAUGUUUACAAAUGCAAAACAGAUUCUUGAACAGUUCAAGGUGAAAAUGACUCAGAAAAAGGAAGUUACUUUACCAUUUUUGUUUACACCAUUUAAGUUGCUUUCCGAUUCUAAACAGCUCGACCUUUUAAGAAAAGCAAGAUCUUAUAUAAGACAGGGAAAGUAUGAUGAAGCAGUCUUCCUUUGCAAGGAGCUGAUUCAUCUCUCACUGAAAGGAUUGUCCUAUUAUCAUACUUACGACAGAUUCUUUUUAGGCAUCAAUGUUCUGCUUAGUUUUGUGGGAUGGGCAUCUUAUACCUCUUUGUUGAUCAUCAAGUUUCAUUCCAGCCUUAGCAGAGGUGUUAGUAAAGAAGUUAAGAAACCAAGUCAUCUCCUGCUGUGUAGUUUUGUGGCUAUUGGCAUUUUAAUGGCGUUUUUCCUGCUGAUUCAAGCCUGUCCCUGGACUUAUUAUGUGUAUUGUUUGUUGCCAGUGCCUAUAUGGUAUGCGGUUCUAAGGGAAUACCACGUUAUUCAAGACCUUGUCGCAUCACUGUUGGCCUUUCCCCCAAGUCAUUUUGUGGGAUACCUGUUAGCCUGUGCCCUGGGAAUUGAAGUAUUGGUUCUCAGUUUUUUCUACCGUUACAUGCUUACUGCUGGACUUAUUAUAUUUGCGGGUUGGCCAUUUAUCACUCAGCUGUGGACUCGCGCAAAGAGCAUCUCCCUGAGUUGGAUCUUCUUCUGUUUGCUCCUGGCAGUAUUCCCAAUGAUGCCUGUUGUGGGACGAAAGCCAGAUAUCUUCCUAGUAAUGGGUGCAGGCCUGCUGGUCCUUCUGCUGUCCCUGUUUGUUGUACCAUCUCUCAUAAAAAGAAAAGAUGGUUUUGUAAGUGACAAGCUAUUUUUACAUCUGUUACAGAUGCUGGGCACAGUGCUUUCCAUGUAUAUUGUGUAUAGCACCCAUAAUAACCUACUUAAGAAACAAGGACUUCCUCUUUUUAAUCAGAUUGUUAGCUGGAUAAUAUUAGGCUCCUCCUUCGUCGUGCCCCUGCUGAGUCCCCGGAGCCUGUCCGAGCGGCUGUUCAGCAUACUCGUCUCCUCCAUGUCCACCUACCUGCUGCUGAGCACCGGGUACCAGCUGUUUCUAAACCUUCUGUUAGAGUGGUAUGAAGCCCUCUUUCCGCUAGUACUGUCGUGUUUGAUGUUCAUCUGGAUGCACAUGGAGCAGGAAAUCCUGCAACUCUCUGGUGUUCCCUGUGUGCAGAAGGUCACCAGUAUCCAUUUCUCCUACAAUGCUGAUACAACCCCGUUUCGACAGCUCUGUCUGGAAGACAUCCGUAGGGCCUUUUUCCUUGUUUUCUUCUUAGUGACUGCAUUUUUUGGAACUGGGAAUAUAGCUUCCAUUAACAGCUUUGAUCUUGCCUCUGUCUACUGCUUUCUGACCGUGUUUAGUCCUUUUGUGAUGGGAGCCCUGAUGUUGUGGAAGAUUUUUAUCCCCUUUGUUCUUGUGAUGUGUGCUUUUGAAGCCAUUCAGUUAACUACCCAGUUAUCAUCAAAAAGUCUGUUUCUCAUGGUUCUCGUCAUAUCUGACAUUAUGGCUUUGCAUUUUUUCUUCUUGGUGAAGGAUUAUGGCAGCUGGCUUGAUAUUGGAACAAGCAUCAGCCACUACGUGAUUGUCAUGUGCAUGACCAUCGUCUUGGUGUUUCUCAACGGCCUGGCACAGCUGCUUACGACAAAGGAACUCAGACUCUGUGGCAAACCCAAAAGCCAUCUCAUCUGAUGCUGCCGAAGCUGUCGUUCCACAUCUGGAUCCUCUUUCUCAUUCUCCUUUUAAAGGGAAAGCUUAUCAUGGAUUCAGCAAGAAGAUGGGUUUGAUGUUUGGCACAUCCUAUUCCUGUAAAGAAAAUCACGUGUGGGAUUCUG